Messenger RNA from Chrysoperla carnea, 1405 nucleotides. RefSeq names its product pollen-specific leucine-rich repeat extensin-like protein 2. The transcript has 6 exons. The record is from RefSeq and is a predicted model, not a curated record. Lineage: Eukaryota; Metazoa; Arthropoda; Insecta; Neuroptera; Chrysopidae. The coding region runs from base 151 to 1017 and encodes 288 amino acids.
GUUGGAACACGUUAAGACGUUAAUUCAGUUACUAAGCGAAUCAGUGAAAAGUUUUAUUUUAACAAUUUUUAUUUUUUGUUAAUUAUAAUACACAGACAAAUAGUCUACGAUAAAUUUUUUUGCUGAUUAUUAUUAAACGAGUCGAUCAAAAUGUCAUUAGUGAAUAAACAAUACAACUCACCGAUUAAAUUGUAUUCGCCGCAAAAUGUACAAGCCGUACUCGAUCGUGAAAAACAAGUAUUGAAUAAUGGCGCUGUGGGAAUCGACUUUCAUCAUUUAGCAAAACCAGCGAACUUAGCAAAUUCAGCUGUAUUACGUAUGCUCGAAGAGGAAGAACGUUCUGGUGGUAAAAAAUUGAAACGUGUUGCUUGGCCUCCUCCACCUGAAACCGAUAAUUACACGAACGAAGAAGAACAACAGCCUGUUUACGCCAAGACAACACCACAAUAUCAAGCAACGCCCAUUUCGCCACCACAGCAAUACAAUAGUCCUUCACCACAAUUAAAAUUAAAUCUACAACAACCACAAAAUAACACGUCAUCAAAAGGUUGGUCCCACGUACCAUCACCAGUGGCUACAUCACCACAACCAAGUUUUCAAUCACCACAACCAUUUCAAGCACCGGUACAACCACAAUAUCAAUCACCCCCACCACAAUUUUAUCAACCUGCCCCACAUUCUGGUUUACUAACUCUACGAAAAGAGCCUCCAAUACAUCAAGCUCCAUCACCAGUUUUUAUAUCACAACCAGCGACCACGAAUUUCCAAGGAGGAAGCAAUAUGCGUGGUGAUCAAAAAUGGCCGCCAGCAAGUGUGAAAGCACAAGCUGAAGCAGAAAAUAGAGCUCGAAUAGAGUUAGCAAAAGGACCUGCAAUGAGACCCCGUCGGAUUAAUAAAGAUUAUUCAGGAUUCUUUGCUCAACAUGCCCUUAAUAGCACAUAUCCUGGUUACAAAGCACCACCAGGCACACAACAUUAUUAUGAAGAACCCCAAUACCCUGGACAAUCGAAUCUUUAACACAUAAAUAAUCCAUGUAACUUUCAAAAUAACAUGAAAAUAUUUUAAAUUUUAGUUACAUGUCAAUUCUUAAUAUCUAAAGCUAUUUUAUUUAAGUGUGAUAAUAAAAUUGCUUGAAUUGCAGAAAUAUUUAGCUUGCUCGGUAGCUAUGUAUAAGUUAAUAUAAAAAUAAAUCUUACGCUUACAAAAAUACAUUCAGAUGGAAUAUUUAUGCUUUAUAAUUCUGCAAUGUCUUUCUAUUACUUUCUAUUUGUAUAUAUUUUAUAUUUCGGGUGUUAAAUAAUAAUGCCUUGUCGUCCUUUGUCCCUCACAUAAAACUAUGCACGAAACGACUAUUUACGAAUUUUUAAAAUGAAUCAUUAUUUCUACUCUUGCAAAAAUAUUAUUA